AUGCCACGGGGACAAACUGGCUCCCUAAAAACCCAAGGAGCACGGCUUCGGUUUUCAAGGGCUCAAGAAAAAAGCCUCGAUGCAAUCCUGGAUAAAUUUGGGGGUUAUGCACAGAAGUAUGUGGUGAAGAACUAUUUCUACUACUACUUAUUCAAGUUUUCAGCUGCUCUGGGUGAAGAGGUGUUUUAUAUCACCUUCCUUCCAUUUACCUACUGGAACAUAGAUCACUCUGUGUCUAGAAGGAUGAUCAUCAUUUGGUCUAUAGUGAUGUACAUCGGCCAGGUCUCCAAGGACCUGCUGAAGUGGCCUCGGCCCCUCUCGCCGCCCGUGGUGAAGCUGGAGAGGAGGACGGAUGCUGAGUAUGGGAUGCCGUCUACCCACGCCAUGGCAGCCACUGCCAUCUCCUUCUCCUUUCUGAUCGCAACCAUGAACCGGUACAAGUACCCGUUCGAACUGGGGCUGACGGGGGCGUUUGUGUUUUCCACGCUGGUGUGCCUCAGCAGGCUCUACACGGGGAUGCACACCGUCCUGGACGUGAUCGGCGGAGCACUGAUUUCGGCUGUGUUGCUGGUGCUUUUGUAUCCCGUGUGGGACUUCAUCGAUCACCUGCUGUUAACGAGUCCCUUCUGUCCACUGCUGUCCAUAGUCGUGCCUCUUGUCCUGUGUUACAAGUACCCCAAACUAGAAUACUACAGCCCUACCAGGGGAGACACCACCACUAUCUUGGGAGCAGGAGCCGGAGCAACUGUGGGGUUUUGGUGGAAUAACCAGUAUGCAGCACCAGUUUACUCCAGUGAAAAAUUUCAGCUGGGGUUUCCUCUGAUCACCGGUACGAUACUCCUGGUUGUGCUAGCCCGGUUCUUCGUGGGGAUCUGUAUUAUUCUGCUGACGCGCCAGCUCAUGAAGAGCGCGGUCCUCGGCAUGCUGUGCUAUCGAUACAAGUUUCCCAUUGGUGAUCUAGAAGCCAGAAGACGACUGGAAGUUGAGGUGCCGUAUAAAUUUAUAACCUACUCUUCAGUUGGCUUCAGUGCUACAGUGAUUGUGCCACUAUUGCAUCAGUUACUAGGAUUGAUUUGAGCCCAAUUCCUUAAAGAAUAAUUUAUGGCACCACCAUUUCGGAGAUGCAAUAAGUUGUUCCAAGCUGGUAACUGGACUGAGAAGCGUCUUGUGCCUUUCUGCACUGGCCUAAAAUACCUAAUUGUGAAGAUUCGUGGGGAUGGCUCUACACAAACAACCCAGGGUUAGAAAUCACGGACUCCGCUGUGUCCCUUAAUUAGAGGCCUGUGGCCCGGAUGACGUGAUGUGACGUGACGUGGCGUGAGAAGCGCAGGGUACGGAGCCGAGCUCGCUGCCGGCGAGGUCGCGGCCGGGGACGGCUGCGCUGGGGAGGUCGGCACGGCGCCCGGCGCCCGGCAAAGACCUGAUGAUUACUGUGCGUGUCUUGUCAUGUUGUCUUCUGACGGCACAGCCAGCCUUGGUGAUGCCGGCGUGUACGGUUUUACCCAUUGCAACUCCUAAAAAAUUAAGGAAAGAAAGAAAAAGGCCACCCAAAACAUUUGAGCGAUUUGUAACAAAUUUAUCUAGAAUAUUGAUAAGAAAACCUCCACUAGCAGAUCCUUUACGCGUGUACAAUUUAACAGAGUUGUUGGCACAGCGCGGAGGAUUGUUGAGCUCUGAUUUAGCUUCCCACCGAGAGGAAUGGGGCCAAGCCUCCCCCAGGCGCAGGGCUCCUCUGACGCUUAGUCUUCGUAAGCCGCCGCGUGCCAAAUGCUGUAACGUCGGUUCAGGUGACUAUAACGUCUGGGGAGGAUAAAACGCCAUAAUUUUCUGGUGCUACACAGCGUUACAAUUGGUCUUCCAUGUGUCUUGCAAUACCGUGUAUAAACGUGUAGAGCAGUAGUGCAGGAAUGGUCAUAGGAGCGUCGCUGCUAUAACUUUGAGGCUGCUUAUUUUAAAACUAGAUCUGCAAUUGGACCGAUGAGCUGUUGACAAAUACAGCGAUGACUGUGGUCUGCUUGGCUAGGGGAAAAAAAAAAGCAACAUUUUCAGAUUCUGACUGCAGAGCUUUAAGCAUGGCCUGCGUGCCUUUUUCUGACAGAACGGGUAGUAAAAUCAGCAUUUUAAGCACAUACGUUUGUGUUCUUGGGCUACAAAAAAAAUUAACUUCAAGAAUAUAAAGGAGGUGCAUUUCUACCAGUUGACUAUUUAUAUUAAAUAAAAUCAAGUUCCAAAAACUGAGCUGAAAGUUUUAUCUGAAUCACUGUAGUCAUGCACCUGUGAGAGCAGUCUGAUUUUUUUUUUUUUUGAACAAGUUUUUUUUAAACAAUCUCCAUAAGAAAUGCAAGCAGAAAUGCUAGAUUUGCACAGGCCGUGCUUAAACUGUUUUAAAUUAGGGUGUGUGGACAGGCCUGUCUGUACACGUGAACGCCAGCGGGUUGAAUGAACUUCACAGCAGGACGUGCGCGCUGCCCUCUGCCCGCCGCAGCCAGCGGCAGCCCGGUAAGUCGGGUGCGCUUGGUCUCCCCUCCUUCCCGCACGCCAUAAAACGCUGCAAUGCCCAUGAGGCUUAGCUUAAAAACACCUUCGCAUCAGGGUGCUGUAUGAUAGAGAGCUGCCUGAAGGCGGAAGAUCCGAAGCCCUCUGGAGGUACCAUAUCUCGGCGAACGGCCCCAAAACGGGCAAAACGUAGCGCAGGAAGCGGAGCGGGUUAGGCUCAAGAAGGCGCAGCGUGAGCGGGGCAGGCGUGCAGUCCCGCGUGCAGAGUUUCUGCUCCGAAUCACAGCUAUCUUCUGCUAUGAGCAAUUUGUAAAUUAUAUAGAAAUGCUUGGAUUUAUGAGGUAUGUGCACAAAUAUUUUUAUCUUUUAUAGUA
Struthio camelus australis is the source of this 2870-nucleotide messenger RNA. The record is from RefSeq and is a predicted model, not a curated record. NCBI's taxonomy places the organism in Eukaryota, Metazoa, Chordata, Aves, Struthioniformes, Struthionidae.